Homarus americanus (American lobster) is the source of this 1851-nucleotide messenger RNA. Its product is annotated as apolipophorins-like. NCBI's taxonomy places the organism in Eukaryota, Metazoa, Arthropoda, Malacostraca, Decapoda, Nephropidae. The record is from RefSeq and is a predicted model, not a curated record.
AUUCAAGAACAAACUCCGAGAGUCACACAAGUAACUGAAGAUAUCGUUAAUUUCAUGAAGGGUAUCAUAAAAGCAUUCCAGACUUACGCAGGUGGCCACUUUGUCUUCGACUACAUGAAGGUUACUUAUGGCAGCAUUAAUGUUAGGGUGAUGCAAAUGUGGGAGAAGUGGAACAGUGCAGAACGUAAGAAUAUGGAUGGACUUGAAUGUUUCACCUUCUUGGUGGCGGACAACAUAUGGAGAGUGUUACAUGGUACUAAUUACUUCCUGGAUAAAUUAUACAUGUUUAAGCCAGACUUGUACGGCAAGAUCCGAUACAACCAGCUCCUGCCUUUCCCAUGGACCAGCUUCAUGGAGGCUCCCCACUGGUAUAUCUUUACCAGUAUAUUCCAGAAGGAGUUACCAGCGAUUGAGGCACAACGGUUACUAGCCAGUGAAGUAGAUGAUGUGAUUAUUGGUAUCCAGGAACUGUAUUUCCCUUAUCCCUUCACAGCCACAGCCUUAAUAGCAGGUCAGCAUGUAUCUACUUUUGACCUCCACCAUUUUGAGUUCCUUGGCUCUUGCUCCUACCUCUUAAGUAAGGACUUUGUGGGUAAUGACUUCGAGAUAGUUGGUGUGUACAAGGCCAACGAUGGUGCAGCCAGUCUAGAAUCUGUGGUUGUUCAUGGUCAUCGCACAGAUGUCACUUUGCAUGUGGACGGCACAGUUGAAACAACUCAGGCAGAGGCAAAGGUUAUUAGUGAAGAGGGAUAUUCUGCCUUGAAGAUGCCAAACUUACUGGUGACUUGCAGCAAAAUAAACCGAGGAUGUUCUAUCACUGUUACUGGCAAAUACUUCAACAGGGUGGCUGGACUUUUAGGUAACUUCAACCAUGAACCAUCAGAUGACGCGCGCAGUCCUGAUGGAGAGGAUGCUUAUGACCCUGCAGACUUGGCCAGAAUGUGGGCUGUUUCCUCAUAUCCUUGCUACCAGGCAAACCAAGCAAGACAGUUGGAGAGUAUAAGUGAUGCUGAAGAUGUGAGCGAGUGUUCACAGUUGUUCCUCCAUAGUACCAGUCCCCUCAGUGAGUGUUUACGCAUAGUAGAUCCGAGACCUUACUUCACACACUGUAUUAAUGGCCAGAGUCAUCCAGCAUUUACUGAUGAAGAUCUAAAUUCUCCCUGUAUUGCCGUAUCUUCCUAUCGCACCCAGUGUUGGUCUCGAGGAAUUCAAUUGCCAGAACUGGAGAUGUGUAAACCUAAGGCCAGUGGAAGUUGUGAUAUCUCUGGAGAGAAAGUGCCCAGUGGAUGGAGACAUACAUACCAGGGUAAAACUAAAGGCUCAGCUGAUGUUGCUCUCAUAUUUGAGUUGUCCAUCUGUACAACAAACAAGGAUAUGCAAGAUCUUUUUAAAUCUAUUGUUAACCAGCUAAAGAAGAGUCAGAUACGUGAUGUCCGUUAUGCUGUGGUGACAGGAACGGCAGAGACAACAUCUUCGACAGGUUUUAUUAGCAAAAGUGAGGCAGAGGUACAUCUUAAUACUUAUGCUAGUGAUGACUCCACCUCGACCACCAAUGCUACAUCUGUUGUCUCCACAGCCCAAAACCUUGAAUGGCGCCCAGGAGUUUCUCGUACAAUAGUUCACCUAACUUGUCAAGCAUGUGCUGAAGGCGAGGCCAUAACUCAAGCUUUGCAAGCUAAUGAUGUAACAUAUCACCUUAUUACCAAAUUAAACAUCAUCAUGGCAGGACCUAGGGCAAGGAGCCAAGCAAUGGCUCGCAAGGUUUAUGGCUUUGAUGAAAAGUUUGUUUUUGGCGCAGGAGGUAAUUAUACAGUACCAAUAAUGAUUAUACAGUAGAACGUCGAUAUAACA